Molecule: messenger RNA, 1725 nt
Organism: Solanum tuberosum (potato)
Lineage: Eukaryota; Viridiplantae; Streptophyta; Magnoliopsida; Solanales; Solanaceae
Product: double-stranded RNA-binding protein 1-like
Exons: 3
Coding region: 69-1289 (406 amino acids)
Biological process (GO): regulation of gene expression; RNA processing
Cellular component (GO): nucleus
Molecular function (GO): double-stranded RNA binding; ribonuclease III activity
Source: RefSeq, a predicted model, not a curated record
UAAAAACAAAAACAUUGGGUUUCUACUCAUUCUCUUCUUUCGUCUUUGGUAAUAGCAACAAUACCAAAAUGGCGAACAACGAGAGCAUCAGAAGUGUGACAAGUUGUUAUGUUUUCAAAAGCCGAUUGCAAGAGUAUGCGCAGAAAGUUGGACUUCCUACCCCUGUUUAUGAGACUAUCAAGGAAGGCCCUUCUCAUGAGCCUACAUUUACGUCUACAGUGAUUGUGGACAAUGUUAGAUAUGAUUCUCUACCUGGAUUUUACAAUCGCAAGGCGGCGGAGCAAUCAGCUGCUGAAGUUGCACUCAUGAGUCUUGGAAACACUGGGUCAAUGGAAAACCUUUCUCAGCCAGUGCAUGAAACAGGCUUGUGCAAAAAUUUGUUGCAAGAGUAUGCUCAGAAGAUGAAUUUUGCAAUCCCACAAUAUGAAUGCGAGAGGUAUGACUCAGAAAGCAAAAUUAUAUCAUUUUCAUGUACUGUUGACGUAGGGGGAAUGAAAUAUAUUGGAGCAGCAGCUAGAACAAAGAAGGAAGCAGAGAUCAAAGCUGCUCGAACUGCAUUGUUGGCCGUUCAGUCUAGCGGUUUUGCGCCUAACUAUUCUUCAUACACUGUUGUUCCAAUGAAGAAGGUCACAGAUUUGGCAAUCAGCAACCAGGAGAGUGCAGCAGCUCUGAAACCAAAGAAAAACAGAUUCAAGAAAAAGCAGACGAGGAAUGUUUCAGAUGCCAGUUAUCGUGUACGCACAAAGAACACUGGUGACUCGGAAGUUCAGAUGGUAAAUCAAGCUAAACCAGAGAUGCAUGAAAAUGCUGCUGUGAUGACUCAAGGUACAGGAUCUGGACCUGCACCUUUUGCAGGCACUAUGGGUGAUCUAGUUCCAUCCAACAAUUUGAGUUCUGAUUAUGGAACUUCAAAUCUUGGAAUCAACUCUCAGUGUGGUGGAGGAGUUACGACUGAGGGAAAUGCUGUUAUUGGAGUUGAGCAGGUAACUUCAGAGUUGGCACCAGUUGCUUGGAAUGACAACCUUCAUGUACAGGACCUGCCCCUUUUGCAUGAAAAUGCUGCUGUGAUGACUCAAGGUACAGGAUCUGGACCUGCACCUUUUGCAGACACUAUGGGUGAUCUAGUUCCAUCCAACAAUUGUGGUUCUGAUUUUGGAACAUCAAACCUUGGAAUCAACUCUCAGUGUGGUGGAGGAGUUACAACUGAGGGAAAUGCCGGUAUUGGAGUUGAGCAGGUAACUUCAGAGGUGGCACCAGUUGCUUGUAACGACAACCUUCAUGUGCUAUAGAUGCAGAUCAAGGAUGAAGUACAAACAUGGAGUCAGAAAUAUCUUAACAUGUUUGUUUUGCAGGAUUAGCUAUAUCAGAUGGUGGGUACAAGAACAGUUUAGAUUAUAGAGAAUACAUAGGCCGCUCAAAAAAAAAUCGCGAGUUGGUUAAGCUUUUCAUUGGAACAUCCAGAUUGAAUGGAUUGUUGAUGGCGUGCUUUCGCCAUAGUGUUAUAGCUUUUAUAGUUACUAGUACAUGCCAAAUGUGUGGUGUAGUUGGCACAGUCACAGGUGCAUAAAUCAGUCUUGACAUUACUUGGUUUACUUCAUUUGCUUGACCAUUUGAUUUGCUAUUUGAUGAGGUAACCUGUUUUAUGACAAUAUUUAAGUAUUUAUGCUGUCAUUUACAAUUUGAAGAAGCAACAUAUAUAGAUAUAGGAGCAGUUACCAGUCUUUA